Molecule: messenger RNA, 1458 nt
Organism: Serpula lacrymans var. lacrymans S7.9
Lineage: Eukaryota; Fungi; Basidiomycota; Agaricomycetes; Boletales; Serpulaceae
Exons: 11
Coding region: 78-1133 (351 amino acids)
Biological process (GO): regulation of transcription by RNA polymerase II; positive regulation of DNA-templated transcription
Cellular component (GO): DUBm complex; SAGA complex
Molecular function (GO): transcription coactivator activity
Source: RefSeq, a predicted model, not a curated record
GAACUGAACCGAUCGAGUGAAUCGACUCGGAUUGAAGUCCUUCUGCUUACAGUCAACAGUUUACGACCGAGCAAGCCAUGACAAAAUCAGAGCGGGAGGAAAUAUUGUCAGCUUUGACAUCCAGGAUCUUUGCGGCAAUGUUGGACGAUAUAGUCAUGGACGCAGCGCUACAGUCACACCACGAGAUAACUCGUACCCGCGCAAUAUGUCAUAUUUGCAAUACUCGCUGCGGCUUGGUGCAUGGCUCUGGAUCUUCAUACUCGCAGUCCGCCUCUCACCCUUCGCCCUCUUCGGUAGGGAAUGCGACGACGAAUGGAGCAACAGGGACAGGAGCUAGUACGCCUACUAGUAUCAAGACAGCAGAAGGGAAUGUAUUGUACGAGUGUGUGAACUGCAAGCGACAGAUUGCCUCCAACCGAUAUGCUCCUCACCUUAGUUCUUGUAUGGGAAUUGGGACAGGAACCCGGAGAGGAGCUGUUCGGAAUGCGAACGUCAAGACUAGAAUCUCCACCGAACCUGGGCGCUCUGUUUCGCCUUAUUUAGGAUUAGAAGCUGGCAAUGCCUCAGAGGAUGGCAAGAAUCCGAAAGGGAAAAGUAAGUCAAAAAGCAAGCGUGCAGAUGACGCGGAAUUCAACUUGAAACGUAAACGGCCAGUCUCACCGCAAAUCUCGCCAAAUAAGAAGCAAAAGAAGUCAAAGACAGCGGCUCCCUUGGUUCGAGUGCGGUCGAAUUCACAGAGUACCAACCUUCAAAUCCCCUCCUCCAACUCCAAAGUCCCCUCAAAGCUCCGCUCCUCUUCUACCGUUUCUCUUCUCGAGCGGGAGCAAGACCGCGAACGUUCCUCCUCGCCCUCGCACUCUUCCUCAGCAGGCACGCCUAUUGCAUCAAUAUCUACACCUACAUCAUCAUUUUCUGCGCAUAGUCCUGCUGGUACUGGGCCGCCCAGGCGGGGACGUCCUCCAAAAAAUAAAGCCAAUGGUGUUGGCGUGGGCAGAGGUGCCCCAAUCGCUCCGCCCAAACGUCCUAGUCCACCUCGGCCCCCGCCUCCUACCGUCAGGAUUGAACCUGAUUAUCUCAUAGACGUCGAAGGCCAGGAAACUGGAUCGUCGACAGAUACCUCGGAUAGCUCUUAAUAAUAAAUGCGCAAUUCAUUCGACGUUCAAUGUUGUUUUCUAGUUGAUCGGCAAUUCACAUUUCUAAUGUAUGCACAGCACCUAUUUACUUAUCUAUACCUUGUAUGAAUAUUGAAUCACUCGGAUUCCACUGAUUCUUGGCUAUUACUUAUCAGCAUUGUUUUUUCUGCACCUGUACAAUUGGGGAGCGUGUUAGCAGGCAGUGAUGAUUAAAGUCUCGAUCGAUACAUUGUUUCUGUACUGGUUCCAAACCCUGGUCAUGACCGCCGUCUGUUAGUUUUGGUGAUUCUGCACCUAGUUGUGCUAUCUAUUUUCCCUUCUUUCU